Messenger RNA from Lucilia cuprina (Australian sheep blowfly), 746 nucleotides. RefSeq lists its product as uncharacterized. NCBI's taxonomy places the organism in Eukaryota, Metazoa, Arthropoda, Insecta, Diptera, Calliphoridae. The record is from RefSeq and is a predicted model, not a curated record. Bases 143 to 478 code for a protein of 111 amino acids. Gene Ontology annotation, biological process: tRNA splicing, via endonucleolytic cleavage and ligation. The transcript has 4 exons. Gene Ontology annotation, molecular function: nucleic acid binding.
AAAUCUCAACGUUAAUUACUGUUUAUUUAGUUUGAAAAUUUAUUUAUAAGUGUACCAAAUGGUGUAACAUGGUGUAUCAAUGUCAACAACCCAGUUUUAGAGUGUAAAUUUUUAUAAAAAAUAUUGAAUAACCCAUGUUAACAUGAAAUUUUUAACUGUUAUAGACGAUUUUAAAAAAUUGGGUUGUAAUCAACAAGCUCAUUGCGCGGUAGCAUGUCGCAUUUAUCUGGACUUAAUAUUGGAUAAAAAAUACUCUUCCGUUGAUAAAUGCUACGACAAUUCACUACAAUUGCUUUUUUUCAAAGCUGAAAAUAUUGAAAAAAAGAAAUUCAUUAUUUUACCAUCUUUAAUUGUUCAAGAAUUGGACCUGAAUAUAGUUAACAAAUUGAAGCGAAAAGAACUAAAUGAUGGCAGUUUUCUUUUAGCUUUAUGUGAUACAUCUUCAAAUAUUUUAUACUAUCGUCUUUUCGAAGAUUGAUCAUCGGAACUCUUACAAAAAGUAUGCAUAUCUUAUUAAAUUAUUUUUACCUUUUGAUAUUGAAGCAAUUUCCUGUUGUAAUAAAAACGAUAUGUGUACAACAAGCUGUUAAUUGUGUUAAAUUGUUAAAAAUAAAUAAUAUUUAUUUAUUUUUUUUAUUUUAUUUAUUAUAAUGUCAACAUUAUUUAACUUGUAAUAUUAUAAAUGUUUAAAUAAUAAUAAUCUUAAAAAAUAAUACACUUUAGUACAUUAAUGCUGAUAAGGAAAA